Morus notabilis is the source of this 783-nucleotide messenger RNA. Its product is annotated as thaumatin-like protein 1. Gene Ontology annotation, biological process: defense response. The transcript is spliced from 2 exons. The coding region runs from base 1 to 735 and encodes 244 amino acids. Gene Ontology annotation, cellular component: extracellular region. Lineage: Eukaryota; Viridiplantae; Streptophyta; Magnoliopsida; Rosales; Moraceae. The record is from RefSeq and is a predicted model, not a curated record.
AUGAAAGCCAUAGCAGCAGUCUUCAGCCUUGCAUUGCCCAUCUUCUUCUUCUUCUCCGGGGUCCAAUCAGCCACAUUCACAAUAAAAAACAACUGCGCUUACACAAUAUGGCCAGGAACCCUAACCGGCGGUGGCAAGCCUCAACUGCCUUCCACCGGAUUCGAGCUCGGCCCCGGCGCCUCUCAAACCCUAGACGUCCCCGACGGUUGGUCUGGUCGUUUCUUUGCCCGGACCGGGUGCUCAGCCUCCAGCGGAAAAUUCUCGUGCGACACAGCCGACUGUGGCUCCGGCCAGAUGGCAUGCUCCGGCGCCGGAGCAAUCCCGCCGGCGACUUUAGUCGAGCUCACUCUCGCCGAAAACGGCGGCCAAGAUUUCUACGACGUCAGCCUCGUCGACGGCUUCAACUUGCCCGUUGCGUUGGCGCUACAAGGCGGCUCCAGCGGGUGCCAGAGCACGAGCUGCCCUGCGAACGUCAACGCUGUCUGCCCGCCAGAGCUGGCCAUGAAACGACCCGACGGGGCCAUAAUCGCCUGCAAGAGCGCGGGUCUAGCGCUUAACCAGCCGCAGUACUGCUGCACCGGCGAUUUCGGUACGCCGGACAAGUGCCCGCCGACGGACUAUUCUAGAAUCUUCAAGAACCAAUGCCCGCAGGCUUAUAGCUAUGCUUAUGAUGAUAAAUCUAGCACUUUUACAUGCUCGGGUGGUGCUAAUUACGCUAUCACUUUCUGUCCGUGAAAUUUGUAUUUGGUAGUUCUAGUCCCAUUAAAUUUUCCCUUUUGAUUA